This is a messenger RNA of Pyrus x bretschneideri (Chinese white pear), 1209 nucleotides long. Its product is annotated as rRNA-processing protein UTP23 homolog. Bases 180 to 1040 code for a protein of 286 amino acids. The record is from RefSeq and is a predicted model, not a curated record. NCBI's taxonomy places the organism in Eukaryota, Viridiplantae, Streptophyta, Magnoliopsida, Rosales, Rosaceae. Gene Ontology annotation, cellular component: nucleolus; small-subunit processome. Gene Ontology annotation, molecular function: small ribosomal subunit rRNA binding. The transcript is spliced from 5 exons.
AAAAGGCAAUUUUACCCUAUUUCUUUCCUCUGCUCUCUGAUUUCAGCGGCAGCCCAAGAUUCCUACCACCAUUCGGCGGCAGACCCCCCCUUUGGACAAGAUUUCGUCGGAAGCCGACCAAUUCGAAAGAGAUUUCCUCGUUCCCCACUGCUUAUUUUCUUCAGCAUUAGGGUAGAAUUAUGAGAGUGAAAAGGCAGAAGCGUCACCGGAAGAGUGUGAGGUUCUACACAGCAUGCUACGGCUUCAGACAGCCCUACAAGGUGCUGUGCGAUGUUACUUUCGUGCAUCACCUCGUCACCAAUCGCAUUACCCCCGCUGACAAGGCCAUCUCUAAUGUCCUCGGUGCCCCUGUCCUGCUCUUCACCACCAAAUGCGCUAUCGCCGAGUUGAAACAACAUGGUCCAAUGCUUGGUCCUUCGUAUUCACAGUCUCUUGAAGCUGCUAAUAGCCUUAUUACUGCAAGGUGUGAUCACGAGAGUCACGUGAGUGCUGAAGAUUGUAUAUUGGAUGUUGUUGGGCAAAGUAAUUCGGAGCACUUCUUUGUUGCUACUCAGCACGUUGAUCUUCGUCGGAAACUUCUCAAGAUACCAGGUGUCCCUGCUAUUUAUGCUCUGAGGACUGCUCUUUUGCUUGAGUCCCCUUCUGAUGCUCAACACCAAUUUGUCAAAGCUUCUGAAGAACAACGCUUGCAUAUGACUGACUUGGAAUAUAAGAUGUUGAAGAAGAAAAAGAAUAUUCCGAAUUCUCUUAAAAUAAACGAUCCUCCUGGUGAAGAAGAUGGUUCUGGAGAUCAGAACAUUGAAGCGCGGGCUGUAGCAAAGAGGGAUACUGCUAGGAUAGGAUUGGGCGUGAAGGAUAAAGUUCAAUUUAAGAGAAAGAGGGCAAAGGGUCCAAACCCCCUUUCAUGUAAAAAGAAAAAGACGAAAAAGCCAGAUCUUCAUUCUGCACAGGAAGGGAAGGAUGCAGAUGCUACUUUGAGGAGUCGUAAGAAACGGAGUAGGUCACGGAAAGGCAAAAAGACUCUGGAGGCAGAUGGUUAAUGUUCCUUGGCUAAAAGGUAAUGUAAUUUAGCUUUCAUUGGAACGAGAUGAAUGAGCAAACUGUACUUUGGUCAAUUUUGGGGCAAGUGUUAUUUGAGGGAAAGGUUAUGUAAUUCUGUCGACAUCAUAAUUAGCUAAUCAUAUUUAUAGCCCUCACACUAAGUUCAUA